This is a messenger RNA of Nycticebus coucang (slow loris), 3823 nucleotides long. It is a transcript of the gene PROSER1, whose product is annotated as proline and serine rich 1. Bases 789 to 3593 code for a protein of 934 amino acids. NCBI's taxonomy places the organism in Eukaryota, Metazoa, Chordata, Mammalia, Primates, Lorisidae. The record is from RefSeq and is a predicted model, not a curated record. The transcript is spliced from 13 exons.
AGAGCGGCCCAACCUGGCAGCGCGGAGUUGAGUUUUUUCGGGCGCGACGGGAUAAUCGUAGGUCCCUUUGAGCUGGUGGGGGCUCCAGGGGAGAGCGGGCCGGGCGCCUGGCGCUUGUUGGGUCUGCGCCUUUCCGGAGUCCCCCUACGGAGGCUGGGACCCUCUUCGCCCGGCGCCCGGUUCCCUCCGGCCGCCGGCCCGCUCCCGGAAGCCGCGGCAGCUGAUAACAAAGAGCCUGCCAGCUGCCUGCUGCCGGGGCUGAGGGACCAGGAGUCAGGUGGAGCGGCUGGGGGUGAGGGCGAGCCGAGCCAUGAGUCCGGGGUUCCAGCUCUGAGGGGCGCCCGAGGCGCUGGUGUGGGCCGGGAGGCCGGCGCCUCCUUUCUCGCCGCCCGUGCGGCUCCGGAGGCAGGUGCUUUUGCCCCCCUGGCCGCUUCCCCCGGCGGCGCCUGGCCCUCCGCCCCAGAAACGGCGCUCAGCCGGGCCAGCCGAGCUCCUGGAGUUCUCCGCGGGACUCGGAGGACCGCACUUCUCUCCAGACUGCCUUAAAGCUUUGUGUGAAGAAGCUAGGCAGACCUGACUGGAGUUAUUUUUUUUAUAUAUAAAGUUUUUCUAAACCUCCGUUUUUAGAAAUUUUUGCAGAGUUUGCAAUACUUUCUACCUCUUGGCAUCCUUUCUUCUGCUGGUGGAGUCUUUUUCCUCCUCGACUAUAAAACAUUUUUACGGUCAGCGGGGCAGACCAGGGAUGAACGUUUUGUAAUUGAAAAUUUGAUUGUUAAACCCACGUCAAGAUGGAUAAAAAGUCCUUUGAAACGGUGCUGGAUGAAAUAAGAAAGGCUGUUUUGACAGAAUACAAAUUAAAAGCAAUUGAAUAUGUUCAUGGAUACUUCUCUAGUGAACAGGUAGUUGAUUUACUGAGAUACUUUUCUUGGGCUGAGCCUCAAUUGAAAGCAAUGAAAGCAUUACAGCAUAAAAUGGUGGCUGUUCACCCAGCAGAAGUGGUCAAUAUACUCAACUGUUUCACCUUCAGUAAAGACAAAUUAGUUGCUCUUGAACUAUUAGCUUCAAACAUUGUUGAUGCACAGAAUUCUCGUCCUAUUGAAGAUUUAUUCAGGAUAAAUAUGUCUGAGAAGAAACGGUGCAAGAGAGUGCUUGAACAGGCUUUCAAAGGGGGCUGCAAAGCUCCUCAUGCUAUGAUAUCUUCUUGUGGAACGAUCCCAGGAAAUCCAUAUCCCAAAGGAAAACCGAGUCGCAUAAAUGGGAUAUUCCCAGGAACCCCUUUGAAGAAAGAUGGUGAAGAAUGUACCAACGACGGCAAAGGAAUAGCUGCGCGGAUUCUAGGACCAUCCAAACCACCUCCUUCAACAUACAAUCCACACAAACCUGUUCCCUACCCAAUACCGCCGUGUCGACCCCAUGCAACCAUCGCACCAAGUGCUUAUAACAAUGCAGGUCUGGUACCGUUAGCCAAUGUGAUAGCUCCAGGCGUACCCCCUCCACCUCCGUAUACUCCCAAUCCCGCUGGACCAGAGAACGAAGACCUGUCCAAUCAGACAAAAUCUACACAGAGUCAAACAUUUUCCACCCCAGCAAAUCCGCUCUUUUCUCCUCAUGGUUCUAAUCCUUCCACACCCGCUGCUACCCCGGUCCCUACUGCGUCCCCGGUCAAGGUGGUCACUCACACCUCCGCAUCUGCAGCCACCACUGUUUCUGGGAUGAACCCUCCCAAUGCCGUCCUUCCUGUGUUCCCAGGGCAGGUCUCUGCCGCUGUUCUUACACCUCAGCCAUCAACACCAAACCCCACAGUGAUCAGAACCCCUUCGCUGCCUGCCGCACCUGUUACUUCUGUCCAUAGUACAACAUCCACUCCUGUUCCUUCCAUUUUUUCUGGCCUGGUGCCAUUGCCAGGUCCUGCUGCUGCUCCUACCCCAGCCCCUCAGGCCACGCCUGCUCCACGGGCCACGCUUACUUCGAGUGAGACGUUUGCUUCCACUUUCUCCACCACCUCUACCGCUGCCUCCACCAGCAGCCAGACUCCGGCUCCUCUACCGUCGGGGUUUGCGGGUCUCCCUUUGCCCUUGCCCCCAGCCUCCCAGGGUGUGGCCAACCCGCCCCCUUCUGUGAUUGCCAGGGGCUCUGCUCCCAGCAUCACUGGUCCACUUGGUGUGGACAGUCCUCUCUUGUCUGCUCUGAAAGGCUUUCUAACAUCAAAUGAUACCAAUUUAAUCAACUCCUCUGCUUUAGCCUCUCCUGGGCUGGCUUCGUUGUCUUCUCUAACUAAUCAAAACUCUGACUCUCCUGCUUCAGCCCCUAACAAGUGCUACGCGCCCCCGGCCCUUCCCACCCCUCGGAGUUCUGCUUCGGGCUUGGCCAUGUUCCCAGGCCUGCCAUCUCUUGUGACCAACUCGACGUCCGCGCCCCCUGCCUUGCCUGUGCAGUCUCCUCUAGCUACUCCGACGUCUUCCUCAGCGUCAGUGCCGGCGAGCUGUGGCUCCUCAGCUGCUCUCUUGCACGGCCCCCACUUGGGGGCCUCGGACCUGCACAUUUCAGCUACCCCUGCUGUGACGACUCUUCCCGUUAUGAUCAAAACUGAGCCCACGAGUCCUACUCCCUCAGCCUUCAAAGGCCCGUCUCAUCCCAUGAAUCCCUCCCACGGCACUUUAGGUUUGUCAGGGACAUUGGGCCGCACGUAUCCGCCAGCGUCAGUGCCCAUCAGUUUAUCUACCUGCCUUAACCCCGCACUGUCGGGUCUGUCCAGUUUGAGUACUCCCUUAAAUGGUUCAAAUCCCCUUUCUUCGAUUUCCCUCCCACCACAUGCUUCCUCCACCCCCAUUGCUCCCGUAUUCACUGCUCUUCCUCCCUUUACUUCUUUGACCAAUAAUUUCCCUUUAACUGGCAGCCCAUCUCUUAAUACAGCAGUAUCCCUUCCAGGGUCAUUAGUAGCCACCUCAUCAAGCGCCACCCCCACCUCCACGUCUCAACCCAGCUCCACAGCAGCUGUGCUCUCAGGGCUCUCCGCCUCGGCUCCCGUCUCGGCAGCACCCUUCCCCCUCAACCUGUCCACAGCUGUCCCCUCACUCUUCUCAGUUACCCAGGGUCCACUGCCAUCCUCAAAUCCCUCCUACGCUGGCUUCUCUGUCUCCAAUACGCCCAGUGUUACCCCUGCUGUCCCUUCGUUCCCGGGGCUGCAGGCACCCACUACAGUCGCAGCUGUCACACCCCUCCCGGUGGCUGCCACAGCCCCAUCCCCAGCUCCCGUCCUCCCAGGGUUCGCCUCAGCAUUCAGUUCCAACUUCAACUCUGCUCUCGUUGCACAAGCCGGUUUAUCGUCUGGACUUCAGGCUGCAGGCGGUUCUGUUUUUCCAGGCCUUUUGUCCCUCCCGGGCAUCCCUGGGUUUUCCCAGAGCCCUUCCCAGUCAUCCUUACAGGAAUUCCAACACAGCGCAGCUGCACAGUCAGCAUUGUUACAGCAGGUCCAUUCUGCUUCGGCUCUGGAAAGCUACCCAGCUCAGCCUGAUGGGUUUCCUAGUUACCCUUCAGCACCAGGAACACCAUUUUCUUUGCAACCAGGCCUGUCUCAAAGUGGGUGGCAGUGAAUAUUUUUUAAUUUUUAUUCUUCAGAGCAACAUUAGAAUUGCCUAAGGACUGCAGUGGACAAUCUGACAAAUGUGAAGUUUACCAAAAGUCAGAAUGAGAGUGAGGAAAAUCCUGGGGAAAUUGUGAUAUGAGUUUGAAAAUCGUGGUUGCAUUUUUUAAAAUGGUUUUAAUUAUGAACACUCCCCUAUGUAAAUAUGCUGACAUUAAAUUGUAUGGAGAAUAUAGUAUU